Molecule: messenger RNA, 1233 nt
Organism: Amaranthus tricolor (Joseph's coat)
Lineage: Eukaryota; Viridiplantae; Streptophyta; Magnoliopsida; Caryophyllales; Amaranthaceae
Product: protein FAR1-RELATED SEQUENCE 5-like
Exons: 6
Coding region: 1-1233 (410 amino acids)
Biological process (GO): regulation of DNA-templated transcription
Source: RefSeq, a predicted model, not a curated record
AUGCAAUUGGUUAUGUUGGGACAGAAAGACAAUGGUUUCUUUUGGAAUAUGAAAUUUGAUGAUGAUGCAAAGCUUGUGGCACUCUUUCAGUGGGAUUUUUUAAUGAAGGAAGAUUUCAGAAUUUAUGAGGAUGUUUUCAUUUUUGAUACAACAUAUACCAUUAGAACACUACAAUGUUUGGAUGAAAAAAAUCCUGUAUUAGUUUUCACAGACCAAGACGCAACAAUUGCAAGAGCAGUAGAAGAGGUCUAUCCUUUCUCAAGGCAUAGGCUAUGCUUAUGGCACAUAUUGAAAAAUGCAGUUUCACACUAUGGAGCAUUGAAGUCAGAUGCAAACUUCAAAGAUGCUUUUAACAAAUGCUUAAUGGGGUGUAGCAAUCCAACUGAAUUCCAGGAAUGUUGGGAAAACAUGGUUGAUGAAUUCAAACUAAAAAGGAAUCAAGCUUACUACAAAUGUGAAUCCAAAAAUAAUGCAAUUGGAUUUGAAGCAACGAAAAUCACAAGUCUACAACAUUUCUUCAAAAUAUUUCAAAAAACUAUUGAAAGAUGGAGAGAAAGGGAGAUAACAAUAGAGUUUUACUACACAACAACCCCAACGUCUGCAUUUAGACUUAUGGGUUUAUUACGACAUGCGUCAGAGGUGUACAUAGCAACAUUAUUCAGAGACUUUGAACAGAGUUCAAGCUGGCUAUCUCAUCUUCAAUUGAACAGGUUGUCGACAUGGGAGAUAAAAAGAUGUAUAGCAUAUAUGAAGUUCAAUACACCAAAUACAAUGAUACUAUACAUGUUGACUGUACUUGUACUACACUUGCAUUCUGUGCAAAAAAUACCAGCCAUAUACAUUCUUCCAAGAUGGACAAAGAAUGCUAAGAAGGAUAUUUGGGAUACACUUUAUGAUAAUCAAUGUCCAUCUACAAGCUUGGAACCCCCCAGAAUAUCUACACUUACGUGGAGACAAAGCAUGCGGCAUAAGUUUUACAAUCUUGUGUUAAAGUCACAAAGCAAUGAAGAAGCAAAAAAGGUAGUAGAAGCACUGUACAAUAAAGCAAGUGAUGAAGUAGGUAAAAUCAUUGAGAGGGCUCGCAAUGAAAUUGAAGCUGCAAUAGAAACAGCAGAAGUAACAACAACAUUACAAGUAACAACACAGGUAAAAGUCCUAGAAAGAACGGUGACAAAGGGAGGAAAGAAGAGAUUGAAAGGACAUUUUGAGACAUCACAGAAGAAAGGAUCUUAG